Hevea brasiliensis (rubber tree) is the source of this 3648-nucleotide messenger RNA. Its product is annotated as exportin-2. Gene Ontology annotation, molecular function: nuclear export signal receptor activity. Gene Ontology annotation, cellular component: nuclear envelope; cytosol. Bases 994 to 3480 code for a protein of 828 amino acids. Gene Ontology annotation, biological process: protein export from nucleus; protein import into nucleus. The transcript is spliced from 2 exons. The record is from RefSeq and is a predicted model, not a curated record. NCBI's taxonomy places the organism in Eukaryota, Viridiplantae, Streptophyta, Magnoliopsida, Malpighiales, Euphorbiaceae.
CUUUCUGUGAUGAAUAUUUGCUUAUUUGUUUGAUUGUUAGUUUGUCCGACAAACUGAAAUUGUCAUUUUAUCAAUGUUAGGUUCCAGAAUAGUUUUUCGUUGAAAUGCUAGUUAGUUUUUGGGUUCUUUCUGCAUUUACUUUAUUUUUUUAUUACACUUCGUUUUUUACUUUGUACUCUCUUUAGUCAUAGGAUGCCAUUUUAUUUGAUUCAAUAUAAUCUAUAGUGGUUAUUGAUGAAGUAGUAUUUACUUUAUUUUUACCGUAGAAUUUUCUAUAGUUUUGUCCUAAUUCCUAAUCAACAGAAUUUAUUGAGAAAUAUAGCUGAAUAUGUUGAGUGCUAUAAGAUAAUAAUAUUGGUUGCAUUUUUUCCUUGGAAAAUAAAAGAGGAAAAAAAUUUAAGGGGAAAAUAAUUUUAUUUUUUAUCAUUUUAUGUUUGGAUGGGUAGAAAAUAAAUAUGAAAGAAAAAUUUUAGAGAAAAAUAAAAAUUUUUUAUUCACUUCUAUUUACUCUUCAAAAUGAGAAAUAGUGCGAGAAAAAAAUGAAAAAUUAUAAAUAUAUUCAUAUAUUUUAUAAGUUUUGUUUUUAUUUAAGGGUAAAAUUAUGAUUUUAUUAUUCAUAAAAUAACUUUCUUUCCCAAUAUUUUCCAACAUCUGAAUUCGUCAUUGAUCUCUUCCUUCAAUCCAAACACAAUGUUAGUCUUCGGGGUGAUGACUCUUAGCCAAUAAGGAGUGGUUUCCUUCUAGAAAAGAUAUUCCUGAACGAAAUGAUCUGAACUUGUUUUUAUUUGUUUUACUGUCCUUUCACUGUAUCAAUCUGCAAGUUUUCAAAAUCUUGGUGGUAUUAUUUUCUCCCAUUAUCUUUUUCAUUGGAUUGGUGACUGGUGAUUGGUUGAGUUCCAUAUAGAGGCGUUUAGUUGUUUUAUACUGCAAGAUACAAAUCCCGGUGUUUCUGGGAAGAAUCGAGAACAUUUUAUUUCCUGCAGGGCAUUUGUUAUGAGGAGAAGAAGUGGAAGAUCACACCAACCUACAGGUUGGGUAAGUGAAAUGAAAGGAGAGAGCGGUGGGAGUUUCGAUGGGGAAAAGAAAGAUUUACUGCUCCUGGCAGAACAGUUCGCAAAUCUUUUCAGAGAAUUCGCUGAGAAAUCAGGUGUAGUGAGUCAUGAAUAUUUCUGCUUUCUGCUUGCCUGUGGCUUAACUGAGUCCCUGUGCUCACAUCGUGAUGCACAAAUCAGAUUUGACCCGAGAGCUAGAUUUUCUCGCUGUCACUUUGCGCAAAAGCUUUUCCAAGCAAUAGCCUCGGCAUCUAGUGCUGCUACUCCUGAUUCUUUUGUGGGAGCGGACAACUACUUAGAUUUGGUCAUAUUUGUCCAAGAGAAAACAGCACUGAGUCAUGAAAUUUUGUGUAAGUUGUUUAAAAAUGUCUUCUUUGAGCUAUCUCGACUUUGGAAGGAUCCUCGUUUUGCUUAUGGCUUCCGGCCACGAGUACGACGUCUCUUCCUUCGUGUUCUACUAGAUCGUGUCAGAAAUUUCAUCGAAAGAAAAAGAGGUGAAGCUGAAUUUUUUUAUGGAAGGUCCAAUAAGGAAAAGAAAUGUAAUGAAGACUACGUGAAUUAUCUUGUCAGGUUUUAUCAAGAGAACGCAUGCUCAAGCGAUGAAACUUCUUUCCUCGACUUGUUUGCUGCUGUCUCAUCUCGUUUCCCUGAGGAUCGACGGGAUUCACGCCUCAAAAUUGAUCUGGCUGCUUCCACUCAGCCUCUGUUCCCACUAGAGCUUCUCCGAGUAAUAGGGCUCAUAUAUACUGAUCCUCUGGUUGUUGAUGAACGCUUGUGCGUAGCUGCUGCAACAAGAUUGAAGAUUCAUCUUAAGACCCACAAGGAUAACAUUUCUAAUUUUGAGAUGGAUUGUAUUAAGACUUUAAUUGUCUGCCUUCGGAUCUGCAUAUCUCCAGAUUUUUUCAUCAUCCAGAGGAAUCUCGAUGGAGCCCUCACGUUCUUGCUUAGCCACGAUUCCUCUUGGCACCAGCCACUUGUGGAGCUUAUUCUGAAACUCCAAAACGAGGGUCUUCAUACUGCUCAUACACAACCAAUUAUUCAUACUUCCAACUCUAUCAUAUGGAAGUUGAAUGAUAAGCUACAUUGGAUGGAUCGAUCCUUUUAUGAUGAAGUCUUUUGUUUUCAAAAGAAUAGUGCUGCUUCCGUUAUAGAAAUCUCUAACCAAGCGGCUCUGCAAAUUGAUUCCUUUCUGUCAAUGUCCGCCCAUGAUGCCUCUGCACAUGCUCUUAGAUCGCUUUUGGACAAGGAGUGGCUGUGCCAUAGAAUAUUAAAUCAUUUGCAUCCUUGUGACCUUCAUUUGCAACCUUGUGAACUUCAUUUGCAUCCUUGUGACCUUGAUUUGCAUUCUGCUAUACUCAAUUGGAAGCAGAGAACGAAAACCUAUUUGAGUGGCAAGUAUGAACAUCUUCAACAACUGGUUGGCGACCACGACCAUGAGUCUGUUUCUACAUCAUUUCGCAAAGUGAAUGAACACGUUGUCAUAUCAGCACUCAAGCGCCUGGUGAAGUUAUAUUUUUUCCCUGUAAAAUGGAUACCCGUAGUCUUGAGCAAAAUUAUAAUUCCUAGUUUAGCCAUGAGCGAAGAGGAUGAGCACUUGUUCACCACAAAUCAUCUUGAAUUCAUCACCAGGGAUAUGCUAAUUAGUGAUGGGCAUACUAGGAGGGGACUUGCCUAUAUGUUUCUUGAGAAACUUUUAAGUGAACUUCCCAUUCAUGUGCCUUUGAUGGUUAUGAAAAGGGUAAAGAAGAUGCUGAGAAGUAGACCUAGAAGCAGAUCGUUAUUGUCGAGAACGAUUGACCAGGAAGAAUUAGAUGGUCCACAUUGGAGGAGAAAGGAGUGUGCCAUACGCUUAGUGGUUUUUCUCUUGUCUAGGGAUGCUAAGGAUGACAUGAACUUGUCAGCCUACUACAAUUCCUUCAUCUCUUACUUGGAGUCCAACGUGUCAUAUGGAUGGAACUGUGCCUUGGAGUUUCCUAACAACAACACUUCGCUGUAUGGGGCAGAUGUAUACAUUUUUGAGCAUAUGACUGCCAAAGUAGCGUGGAAAGCGAGAAAGAUUUCACUCUUGAAGCGCUUGUUUGACAAUUCCAAGUCUGAACCUGAUUCAGACUUGACCAAAAGGAAGAAAUGGGAUACAUGCCAUCUUUAUUUCUGCUACUUCUUCCAGUCCAGCAUUCUCCCAGAGUUGCUUAGUGAGAAUAUGAAUACAUUCCCAAUGCUCAAGGCAGCAGCUCUCAAAUUUUGUUAUUUAUACUUAGAUAAGUUUCCAGUUUCACAAGAGUUGCUUAUCUCUUUGAAGCCUUGGUUAACCAGAUUUCUUGAAAGUGAUUCGAGUGUGGUUCAAUCAUAUGCUUCAAGAUGUAUUGUAAAAAAUUAUCAUAGGGAAAAAAUUGAGGGAGGAACUAAAGUAAAGGAAAAGUUGAGCUAGAAGAAUUGAAGGUUUGUCCUCUCCCUUUGGUUUUAUAGCAGCAAUUUUGAGUACACUUUCUUUCUUGUUGUAUCAAUACCCAAGAACUGAUUCGAGAGGCCUCGAGGCUUAUAAGCAGGCCCAUAAGGGAGUUUGUUUUAAUAAAAAAAAUUGGUCAUCCCAUUAGAA